CCGAAUAGAAAUGACAUCUCAGUUUGACCACAAAGAGGAACCAGAUAGCAUACAGAUCAGCAGCAGAGGAGAGAAGUCUCACACAACGUCUUGUCUGCUGACAGAGAAUGGACGCCAAACGUCUACUGGAAUUAAUCCUUAUUUUUGUGCUUCACUUUCAAGGCAUCAGUGGAAGAGUUUCCUUUCUCUAUAAGAGACCUGGAGAAGAAGUAGUUCUGUCCUGUACCACUGAAUCAUCCUCCCCCCCAAUAUGCUCCAUUGUUACGUGGUUUUACCACAGAGAUCAACCUGAGACUCUCAUUGAGGUCAGGAAUGGAAAAGUUACAGAGAGAUCAGCCCGAGCUGCCAGGCUGAGUGUGAACACUGACUGCUCUUUGGUCAUUAACACCAUCACUGCUGAGGAUGCUGGUCAAUACAACUGUCGGCAGGGGGAAGACACUAAUACAGAUGUAGAUAUAUAUCUAAGUGUUCUGACAAUGUCUCCAUAUCCACCAGACGCUGAUCCAAAGAGGGACGGUCAAGUCACAUUAGAGUGCUCUCUGUUUAGUAUAAGCUACCGUCCUUGUCUAGAGAACAGCAUCCGCUGGGUGGAUGAGACAGGAGCUGAGCUGCUUGAUGAAGGUGAUGGGUACCGUGUCUUCCAACAGACGGACUGUGUCUCCUUUCUGACUGUGAAGCGUCAGAGUGGCCACAACAGGAAGUACACCUGCCAGCUUGUUGAUAAGCAGAAGAAUGUAAAGAUAGAGGCUGACUACCCACCUGACUUCAACGAUGAUCCUCCUCCUAAUCAGAUCUACAUCAUCAUCGGGGGUGUGGUCGGGGCAGUGGUAGUGCUGGUCGUCAUCGCCGCUGUUCUCAUCAUAUACAGGAAGAGAGCCAACGUGACAGAGGAUGUUCUGAAACCAACUCAACACCCUGACGAGCCAGAGAGCAAUCUGACCUAUGUCACUGUAAACCAUGCUAAUCAGCAGGCCUCUUCUUACAGAAAGGUCAAAGAGGAGGUGACGUAUUCUGCAGUCAAAAGUCAGAAGACAGAAGCAGACGAGGAUCCCUGCAAUCUCUACAGCAAUAUCAGAAAACCUUCUGACUUCUCACCAUGA
Molecule: messenger RNA, 1100 nt
Organism: Sander lucioperca (pikeperch)
Lineage: Eukaryota; Metazoa; Chordata; Actinopteri; Perciformes; Percidae
Exons: 8
Coding region: 108-1100 (330 amino acids)
Biological process (GO): T cell activation; interleukin-15-mediated signaling pathway; positive regulation of ERK1 and ERK2 cascade
Cellular component (GO): membrane raft; external side of plasma membrane
Molecular function (GO): protein tyrosine kinase binding; MHC class II protein binding
Source: RefSeq, a predicted model, not a curated record